This is a messenger RNA of Penaeus indicus, 1536 nucleotides long. Its product is annotated as basic salivary proline-rich protein 3-like. The record is from RefSeq and is a predicted model, not a curated record. NCBI's taxonomy places the organism in Eukaryota, Metazoa, Arthropoda, Malacostraca, Decapoda, Penaeidae. The transcript is spliced from 6 exons. The coding region runs from base 1 to 1536 and encodes 511 amino acids.
AUGGCAUCUCAGGGGCCACAACCGACCUCGAGAGGGGGCGGCACGGGGAAUGGUUACCCCGGCGGCCCCCGGCCGGAUGCGUGGCGCGAGCCCGCGACCUUUGCUGUGCGCUGCGGCUGGGCCAUGGCAGCCAGGAGGCUGCCCCGCCUGCCGCUCGCCAACCUACCAACAACCUCUUCCACGCGCCCAGCACCAACAACACCACCACAAAGGGCCUCGGCAACAGGGCGGCGGGGGAGGGAGGCCAUUGGGGAAGGGGAUGAGGGACCGGAGACGCGCAGGGACGCGUGCCUCCUUACAGCUGCCAAAACGCCCGUUCGCCCAACACCACCGCGAACAGGGGCCGCCCCCGCCCGCUCGUCAGGGAGGACACCCCCUCCAGGGGGACCCACGCCCUCGCCGCACCGCGGCUUCGCUCUGGGGACCUCCCCGAGCCUCGCUGCCUCGGCCUCAGAGCCCUCUCAGGAGGCGGCGGAGGGAGGAAGGAGGGCCCGACCAGGGCCUGCCUGCCUGGACGACAACCAACCCCGCCCGGGGACGGCGGGGAGCCGACCACGCUCGGGAUACCCGUCCGCGGCCGCGAGGGAGCCCGCCCACCGAGGCCUCGCUCGCCGGCCCCGGCGCCGCCCGCCCGCCAGCCAGCCAGCCAACGCCAGCGACCCCCCUUCGUCCCCAUACACUUGCCUUGCCCGCGCUCCCGGACGCCCGGGAGGCCCGGGAGCGCGCAGCCCGGCUGCGGCCCGCAACACAGCAGGGCGAAGCUGCUCGGAGGCAGGGAACGUGCUGCACGGCCGGACCAAGAGGCCAAGAGGCGAGGGCCAGCGUGCGCGGGUGGUCGAAAAAGGGGCCUUGCCCGCUCGCAAGGCCAACGGCAACGGCGGCAAGCGACCGUCCGCACACGGCCUGCCUGCCGUCCGUCGUCCGUCCACCAACUGCGGCCACAGCCAGCUCGAACCCCUGCCGCCAACCGACCGUCACGGCCGGGGGAAGGCGGCGCCCAGGCCGCCCGACCGCGACCGCCAUGGGGCCGCCGCCUCGCCCCGCGCGUCUCGCUCUCUCUCAGCCGCUGGCCCGGACCAGCCGCGCCCCCAGUAUAGGGUUAGCGGCGCGGCCGUUCACCCACCACGACCGGGAACAGGUCCUCCCGCUGCUCCUGUCCCACCGGGUGGAGGGCUCAGAGGAACGACGCCGGCAACCGGUGUACCGGCUUCGGGGCCAGACCCCGUUGGCAGGGGAAAUUCUCGUAAAUCCCCCGCCCGCAGGCCCCGCAAAAUGCCCUGGAAACCUCGUAUGCAGACGGUUCGGUACGGCACACCGGACGUGGUUUGCUCUGUAUCGAGGAAGCUGGUGUCCAAAGGGAGGCCCCCCUUCAAGCUCCGGGGCGGCGGCCCACCGCCCCCGGGAGGGAGCGGUUUGGCGGGCCGUCGACUGGACCUCCCCCCUUCGACCGUCAGAAACAGCCGCGUGACUUCCCCUUGCAUGGGCACAGUCCGCCUCCCUUGGCUCUCGCCGGGCUCGCGUCUAAACUCAGUUUAG